AUGGCGCCUGCAAACCCCCUAGACUAUAUCGCCAUCCAGAACACAAUUUCUCGCUACUGCAUCGCACUAGAUACGCAGGAUUGGGAUCUGCUUAAAGAGAUUUUCACUACAGAUGUCUACGCCUCCUACCCGUUCCGAGACCCAAUGAAAGGGGUGCAGACCUUGGUUGAUGCCAUCAAGAGGAGAUUGAGUCCUAUAACAUCGCAGCACGCUCUGACUACUCAAAUGCUUGAGAUUGCGGAAGAGGGAAAGAGUGCCAAGGCUACUACGUAUUUCACGGGCAUCCACUUCGGUAAGGGAAAGUGGCAAGGGAAGGAGGUGACGGCUUGGGGAAAAUACGUGGAUGACUUGGUCGUGGUCGAUGGAAAUCCUGGAGUGCCGGGUGCGAGUGGGAAGUGGCUAAUCUCCAGACGAGAUGUUGUUUUCAUGGGACGCCUGGGUGAAGAGGGAGUCAUGCAGGGAUCAUGA
Pseudomassariella vexata is the source of this 468-nucleotide messenger RNA. RefSeq lists its product as uncharacterized. The transcript has 2 exons. The coding region runs from base 1 to 468 and encodes 155 amino acids. The record is from RefSeq and is a predicted model, not a curated record. Lineage: Eukaryota; Fungi; Ascomycota; Sordariomycetes; Amphisphaeriales; Pseudomassariaceae.